AUGGAAAUGGCCAACCGAACCGUCCAGUACGCCAUGGUGGAUGCCUUCACUGGCGAGCCGUUCAAGGGCAACCCGGCGGCGGUGUGCCUCCUGAAGGACGACGCCGCUGCCAAUGACGACAAGUGGCUUCAGUCCGUAGCUGCGGAGUUCAACGUAUCCCAGACGGCCUUCCUCUUCCCCCGCGAUGGAGGCUCCAGCUCGUCGUCCACCCCGCGGUUCCGCCUCCGCUGGUUCAGCCCCACCACCGAGGUCCCGCUGUGCGGGCACGGGACACUGGCGUCCGCUCACUUCCUCUUCACCGCCGUCCUCCCGAAGCAGCACGACGUGAUCGAGUUCGUGACCGAGUCCUGGAUCCUGACCGCCCGGAAGGUUCCCGGAGCAAGUUCGCGGCCGCGGGUGACGGAGGAGGAGCAGGGGAAACCGUUCAUCGAGCUGGAUUUCCCCACGAGCGAUGUUUUCGUGGACUGCAGCUCCACCCACGAGCUGCCGUCCAUAUUCCUGAAGGCCACGCCCAUAGUCGGUGUUCACCGAGCAGCAACCACCGACGACUUCAUCGUAGAACUUUCAUCGGGAGAAGAGGUUGCUGAUGUCCUUCCUAACUUGGAACAACUUAAAAAGUGUGCUGGCAGAGGUGUCAUUGUUACAGGACAGGCGCCACCUGGAUCUGGUUAUGACUUCUUCUCACGAUUCUUCGCCCCGAAAAAAGGGGUAGACGAGGACCCUGUUUGUGGCAGUGCACAUUGUGCUCUAGCACCAUUCUGGGCCCGAAAACUGGGCAAACGAAGACUGACGGCGUUUCAAGUAUCUAAAAGGACCGGAACACUUUAUCUGGAGUUGGAUGCUGCAAAUCGGAGGGUAAAAAUUCAAGGACAAGCCAUUACUGUGAUGGUUGGAACACUCCUAGCUUAG
Triticum turgidum subsp. durum (durum wheat) is the source of this 909-nucleotide messenger RNA. The record is from the annotation of a GenBank genome assembly. Lineage: Eukaryota; Viridiplantae; Streptophyta; Magnoliopsida; Poales; Poaceae.